This is a messenger RNA of Ipomoea nil (Japanese morning glory), 1462 nucleotides long. RefSeq lists its product as uncharacterized. The record is from RefSeq and is a predicted model, not a curated record. NCBI's taxonomy places the organism in Eukaryota, Viridiplantae, Streptophyta, Magnoliopsida, Solanales, Convolvulaceae. The transcript has 11 exons. The coding region runs from base 117 to 986 and encodes 289 amino acids.
CUUGUUAUGUUGUACAGAAUAAGGAGUUACAGUAAAAAAUUCUUCAGUCAGGAAGUGUUCCGGAAAGUGUUCUUGCUCUUGAUAAAAUAAAAAAACCUUUAUACGAAAAGCAUCCAAUGGCAAAGUUUUCCUGGACUGUUACUGAAGAAACUGAUACGGUAGAAUGGUACAAAAGAUGCCUGGAUGUGCUAAACAAUGUUGAAAAUCUAUCUCAAGGGAAGGAUGCAGCCACCAUCAUACAGAGCAAAGUUAUGCAGUUCUUGAAAGGGAAAAAUGAAGAUUUGCGGAUUCUCUUUGAUAAGGAGUUAAAAUCUGGGGAUUUUAGUGGUUUACAUGCAGAAUGUCUCACGGAUACAUGGAUAGGGAAUCACAGAUGGGCAUUUAUCGACUUGUCUGCGGGGCCCUUUACAUGGGGGCCUGCUGUUGGUGGAGAAGGUGUUCGCACAGAACUGAGCUUACCAAGUGUAGAAAAAACCUUAGGUGCAGUUGCAGAAAUUUCUGAAGAAGAGGCUGACGAUAUAUUGCAAGAGGCGAUACAAGAGAAGUUUGCAGUAUUUGGUGAUAUGCAGAAAGAUCAUCAAGCCAUAGAUAUCCUUCUUGCAGAAAUUGACAUAUACGAGCUGUUUGCUUUCAAACAUUGCAAGGGUAGGAGGGUUAAACUUGCUCUUUGUGAAGGUAUGGGAAGGAAUUUCAUUACCCGCGCAGGUGCGGGUGCGGGUAUGGGGAGUGGUGUGGGUUGCGUUGUGGUUGCUGAGGGGGGUGUGGAUGUGGCUCCUCCUGGCGAUGUGGAUGUGGCUCUUCCUGGCGAUGUCGUCGUGGCUCCUCCUGGCGAUGUCGUCGUUGACUAUUUUUUGGAAGGACUACCCAUAAAAACAGUCAGGUGUUCCCAAUGUCCUAGGGAUCGAGCUUGCUACUUUACGACCCCAUGCGAGAUGGAGAGUUCAGGAUUACCUUCAUUUGCUGCGGCUGUGACCACAGAUGGAUAGAUGGAGAGGAGUAUUUGAUACACAGUAUGGAUCUCUCUCUCUUGCUCAUGGUUAUACUCAUGAUUUGAGUCUCUUUUCAGAUUUCAAGUGUUUCAGGGGAACUUCGAUAUACAGAUGCAUUGGCACUUGUGCACACCCUAGAGGAUGCAUCAAAAGGGUUUGCUGAAUAUGUAAAUGCCACUCUUGCCCGUCUCCAUCCAAUUCAUUGCACAAGGAACCGGAAAGUUGAUGUUGAGUUUGACAUGACAACCAUACCUGCCUUUCUGGUCGUUGUCUCCAUUCUGUGGUUUGUUUUGAGGCCAAGAAGACAAAAGCCUAAGAUCAACUGAAGUUUUUCUUCCUAUGCUGAGAAUUAGUUAGUUAUCAUAAAUGGCUUACUGGCAACUUGUGACAAAGCCCACUCUGACUGCAGGAAAAAUUUUGAUUCCAAAACAGUGAUCUUUUUUCUAGUGCCCUCUAUUUAUUUUGAUCAUAAA